CAUCGCGAAUGGCCUGAAAAGUGAUUGUUGGAUUUUUUCCAUUUUAAUUGGUUAAUUGUCGUGACAUCAACUUUGAACGAACGAAAAAAAAAACGCAAAGGGCAACAUAAACCGGUUCUCAGGAAUUUAUUAUUAUCAAACUGCGUGAAAGUGACGUAAUGUCGCAUUAGUGCUUGUUCAGUGUUCGAAAACAAAUAAAUCAGUCAGUAGUCAAUGUCAAAAAUGUCCAAUACAGCGGAUACCGACAGCAAACAUGUUGAAAUUACCAUCGAUAAUCACGAGGAAGGACACGACGAAGAAUCCACUACCGAUAAAGAGCCAAUCACACCGAUUGUUGCGGAGGCGAUAAACCAGCCCAAAGAUGGUAGACGAUCGCCAAGGGCCAACACGGAUAACAGAGGUCGUCAGUUGGAUCCCGAAGCAACGGGCGGGCGCAACAGCAGAUCAGGCAGUCGAUCACCCAAUCGUCGGGUUCGACGUGACGCGGAUUCCGCACGGAACGAUGCGAUUCCACUGCUCCCUUCGGACGAGGGUCGUUUGCCGAGACAACAGCCCCCGUUGGCUGGCCCCGAAAUGGAUGACGAUGGGCCGGACGAUGAUCGACGGACCAGACCGAACAACAAUCGAGGGAUCGAUGACGGUUUCCUGGAUUUGGAUGGUGGCGGUGGUGUGCCAGCGACUAGGAAUCCAGGUCGCGGAAACAACAACCCUCAACCAUUCCCGUAUGGUCCCGACUACGGACCUGAUGGAAAUCCGAUUAUUACAACAACAACCGGCACACGGGUCAUCCCGGACGUCAAUGUAUAUCAGCAGAAAAAGAAUCUCGCACAGGGAAUGAUGGAUUUGGCUCUGCUCUCGGCAAAUGCUAACCAGUUGCGCUACGUGCUUGAGUCGUACUCUCGUCAUCCCUACUUCUACUUUAGUCUGGUUUUCAUUUCCACCAGCAUAAUCUGUCAAGUGGCGGUCGGCAUUGGACUUAUAUGGAAAAGUCGAUACAAUAUAAAAAAUCAGGAUCAAUUUUGUAAAGCUGAUCGAAUCAACAAUAUGGUCACGAUAGGUAUCUUUCUCAUUACGCUGGUAAAUGUUCUUAUCUCGGCAUUUGGAGUUGCUGAACCACCUAGGGCGGCGUAG
Messenger RNA from Sabethes cyaneus, 1131 nucleotides. Its product is annotated as ninjurin-A-like. NCBI's taxonomy places the organism in Eukaryota, Metazoa, Arthropoda, Insecta, Diptera, Culicidae. The record is from RefSeq and is a predicted model, not a curated record. Gene Ontology annotation, biological process: tissue regeneration; cell adhesion. The transcript is spliced from 3 exons. Gene Ontology annotation, cellular component: membrane. The coding region runs from base 214 to 1131 and encodes 305 amino acids.